ACAAAUUCUUCUAUUAUGCCACUACUUCUAGUUUACUCUUUUCCUCCUUUUCACCUAUAUAACACGAAAACAGCUCAAGUUUAGAAAACACAUAUAAAUACAUAUUGCUUGGAAACCGAAAAACCUCAACUCCAAGCCAUUUCUAAACUUCAUUAGCACGAAAAUAACAGUGCUAAUAAUACACAAAAAUCUCAAAAAAAAAAAAAAAAAAAAACUAACUUUUUACCGUAAUGUAAAAAACAAUCUUAGUGCUAAAUCAACCUCUUUUUUUUUUUCUUUACAAAUAAGUGAUUACAAGUUACAAGUGAUAGUAAUCCGUACUGGUAAAAACAAUAAUUCGGGGCCCCAUUUACCCACCCACUGCACCUUAUCCUUUCUCGUUAUAUAAACUGCACUAAGUUUAUAUAUUCAACUAUUAUAAUCUAAACACCAAACAAAGAGUAAAGUUAACUCACACUCUUCCAUCUCUCUUUAUUUCUCUCUUUUUUAACACUAUAGUUUCCUUUACUAAAACUAGUAGUCACAUAUCUUCAGGUAAGCUAGCAACUCUUGCUAGUUAGUUACCUAACGGUUUUCGUUCAUCACUUGACAGGAAAACCUCUUUAUUCAUUGUUCUAUUUGUGAAAUUUGAUUAGAGAUGAUUUCGUGGCACGACCUCUAUACCGUGUUGGCGGCCAUGGUGCCGUUGUAUGUGGCUAUGAUAUUAGCUUACGGGUCGGUCCGGUGGUGGAAGAUCUUCUCCCCGGACCAAUGUUCCGGGAUUAACCGUUUCGUGGCCAUCUUUGCUGUGCCUCUCCUUUCUUUUCAUUUCAUCUCUACGAAUAAUCCGUGGGAGAUGAACCUUCAUUUCAUAGCAGCCGACACUCUCCAAAAAGUGAUCAUGCUUGUGUUAUUAGCCCUUUGGACUAACCUUACUCGAAACGGCAGCCUCGAGUGGAUGAUAACGAUCUUUUCUCUUUCCACGCUUCCUAACACCCUUGUAAUGGGUAUCCCGCUUCUCAUUGCGAUGUACGGGCCGUAUUCGGGUAGUCUAAUGGUUCAGGUGGUGGUGUUGCAGUGUAUUAUUUGGUACACGCUUUUGUUGUUCUUGUUUGAGUACCGUGGGGCGAAGAUUCUUAUCAUGGAACAAUUUCCUGAGACUGCAGCAUCUAUAGUAUCCUUCAAAGUCGAUUCCGAUGUCGUCUCAUUAGACGGCCGGGACUUCCUAGAGACGGAUGCUGAGCUUGGACAAGACGGAAAACUCCAUGUUGUUGUUAGGAAGUCUAAUGCCUCUAGACGGUCUCUGUCUGGUAUGACACCGAGACCGUCUAAUUUGACAGGAGCUGAGAUUUACAGUCUCAGCUCCUCUCGAAAUCCGACCCCUAGAGGGUCUAAUUUCAAUACCUCGGAUUUUUAUUCUAUGAUGGGAUACCAAGGAUUUGGUGGCAGGCUCUCGAAUUUCGGUCCUGCUGACUUGUACUCAGUACAAUCCUCACGAGGUCCUACCCCUCGUCCUUCCAAUUUCGAUGAGAACCCGAAUGCUUCUCCAAGGUUCGGGUUCUACCCAGGAGCUACUACAACAGUAGCUCCUGGUACUAAUCCUCCGAAUUCGGCUACCGGGUCUUACCCAGCACCGAAUCCGGAGUUUGUCAAUGGCACCACCACUGGUGCCAGUACCGGUGGUGGUGGUAAUAAGAGUGGUGGAAAGAAUCAAGAAAAGUCGGGCCCGCAACAUCAGGCGCAGCCCGGACAAGGACAAGGGCAAGGACAAGGACACCACCAAAGCAAGUUGAGCCAUGAUGCUAAAGAGCUUCACAUGUUCGUGUGGAGCUCUAGUGCUUCUCCUGUAUCAGAGGUUGGUGGGCUCCACGUUUUUGGGAGUAAUGAUUUCGGCACUCCUGAUCAAUCUGGUCGCUCUGAUCACGGUGCUAAGGAAAUCCGGAUGUUGGUUUCUGAUCAGCCACAAAAUGGUGAAACAAAAGCCCCAUUAUUGAUUUCAGGGCUUAGGAAAAGUGAGGAAUUUGCAAGGGAGGAUUUCAGCUUUACAGGUGGAGAAGAGGAGAGAGAAAAAGACGGGGCGAUACCGAUGGCGGGGAUAAAUAAGCUAGGGUCGAGUUCGGCGGCGGAGUUACACCCGAAAGCGGUGGCGGGAGUGGAGGAACUAGGUGGUGCUAAAAACAUGCCUCCGGCUAGUGUAAUGACAAGAUUAAUCUUAAUCAUGGUUUGGAGAAAAUUGAUUAGAAAUCCCAACACGUAUUCAAGUCUAAUCGGCUUAAUUUGGUCAUUGGUUUCUUUUCGGUUUCAUGUGAAAAUGCCGAUAAUAAUAGAGAAAUCAAUCUCAAUACUUUCAGAUGCUGGACUUGGUAUGGCUAUGUUCAGCUUAGGUUUGUUCAUGGCUCUACAACCAAAGAUGAUUGCAUGUGGGAAUAAAGUUGCCACCUUUGCUAUGGCUGUGAGAUUUCUUACCGGUCCGGCGGUUAUGGCGGUGGCUGCCAUUGCUAUUGGUUUAAGGGGUGAUCUUCUUCGAAUUGCCAUUGUUCAGGCAGCACUUCCUCAAGGGAUUGUCCCGUUUGUUUUUGCCAAAGAAUACAACAAUCAUCCAGCCAUUCUGAGCACUGCCGUGAUCUUUGGGAUGUUGAUAGCGCUACCAAUUACCUUGGUCUACUACAUCCUAUUAGGGUUAUAAAAAUUCUUUUUCUUCACCAAAGAAUGAGAUUAAGCUAAUUAAGCUUAUUACUACGUCGAAGUUAUCCAUCAAUUUUGGGGAGAAGAAGUUAAUUAAUUCCAAAAGUCCAAGGUGUUUGGAUGUUAUUGGGUGCCCAAAAAAAAAAGGGUACAAAAUUUUUCCCACUUUCAAGUUCCCUCAACUCUCAAGACUACAAUGGUCAAAUUGGGAUAUUGGAAAAGUGAAACUACUAAUUCACAUUCACCAAGCAAAUCAAGGUGAUUGGUUGUUAGAGCUAAAGAUAUUUGACUUAUUGAAGGAAUUUGCUGCCUAAUUUGAGGAUCAUGCUCCCACAAACUUUAGACCACCCCAAAAAAAAUUUGUAAUCUCAAAUUUUUAAUUAAAAGUUUGGGAAAAAGCAGGCAAAAGAGAGGAAAAUAGGGAUAGUUGUGGGUCCCCAAUUUUUAUAUAUUGUUAAUUAGUAGUUUAUUUAAACUAUUACGGAAUAUUAUUAUUAUUAGUAGUAGCAACGUGGAUUGCUAUUUAGAUUUUUUUUUUUUUUUUUUUUGACUUAAGGUUAGUAUUUUGUUUGUAGUAUACUAGUAUUGUAUUGAUGAAGAGAUGGAAUGUAAAUUUUGAUUUGUAAAUGCAAGUUUUUUUAAUUAAUUUGGAAAAUUAAAUGGUUGUAGUCUUCUA
Molecule: messenger RNA, 3340 nt
Organism: Chenopodium quinoa (quinoa)
Lineage: Eukaryota; Viridiplantae; Streptophyta; Magnoliopsida; Caryophyllales; Amaranthaceae
Product: auxin efflux carrier component 3-like
Exons: 6
Coding region: 638-2665 (675 amino acids)
Biological process (GO): auxin export across the plasma membrane; auxin polar transport
Cellular component (GO): plasma membrane; endoplasmic reticulum
Molecular function (GO): auxin efflux transmembrane transporter activity
Source: RefSeq, a predicted model, not a curated record